AUGAGCCGUUAUCAGCAGACAGAGGCUGAGCGAUCAGGCGGCGAGUCUACGCAAGAGCAGAUUCACACGCGUCGGGCUCACGAGGUUCGAGGCACCUUGACUGGGACGCUUCAGGCCUUCGAUAAACAUUGGAACAUUGCGUUAUCAAAUGCAACGGAACGCUGGUCUAGACGAAAAUCUAACAAAAUGAAAGCACCCCCGAUGGGCGGCGCAGGUUGUCCAAGCAACAAACCAAAUAAAAUUCGCGUUAAAAUUCCUGAAACUAAAAUAAUAAGCAGCAAAGGUAAAAAUGAAGUUUGUGAACGAUUUGUACCAAAAGUAAUGAUCAGAGGGGAACAUGUUGUUUUAAUAAUAUUAAACCUCCAAGAGAAAGUUAAGAAGUAA
This is a messenger RNA of Ctenocephalides felis (cat flea), 384 nucleotides long. RefSeq lists its product as uncharacterized. Gene Ontology annotation, biological process: mRNA 3'-end processing by stem-loop binding and cleavage. The coding region runs from base 1 to 384 and encodes 127 amino acids. The transcript has 3 exons. Gene Ontology annotation, molecular function: U7 snRNA binding. Gene Ontology annotation, cellular component: U7 snRNP. The record is from RefSeq and is a predicted model, not a curated record. Lineage: Eukaryota; Metazoa; Arthropoda; Insecta; Siphonaptera; Pulicidae.